Molecule: messenger RNA, 1894 nt
Organism: Cladocopium goreaui
Lineage: Eukaryota; Dinophyceae; Suessiales; Symbiodiniaceae
Source: the annotation of a GenBank genome assembly
UCAAGAACCUGAGUGUCCAGCUUUGGCCCCACAUCCCGCCAUGAAAUCCGAGUAUCUUGGAUUUCUUUUAACCCUGAGGUUCACGCUGACGCUUGGUGCUGGGGACCAUCCCUAUGAAUGGGGGGGCAUCUUCGAAACGCCAGAGAGCAACUACAUGUGGACGGCGCAGAAGGUGAAUCAAAACUAUGCCGAUCCGAGCUUGACGAUGGUGGCUUGGCCAGUCACAACCUUCACAAAGGAGGCCUUGCAUGCUUUGGAGGAACAAGCAGAGGAUGCGAUGAACAUGACUUGCACUGACGUGCAGGCUGGAGGCACCAUUGUCCCUGCCAGCAACACUUGCUUCCGCUUGGUCUUCCAACAGAUUGCGUGGCAGUCCCUUUACAACAUCGACGCCAGCUCGGCAGCAGGCAUUGCCUUCUUCACCAACCACGUGCCCACCGAGUUUGAAGCUACGGCCCACUACCUCAAGGACGAUCAUGGCGACGACAUCGAGCCGAAGGCGACCAUCCCGGAGGCAGCGGCAAAAGCGACUGAAGAGACUACUGACUGGGGCCCUCCUAUGCUAGGAGCACUGACUGUGAACUUGGCCACCUUCAUUGGAGUGUUUCUGCUGUUCCCUCCUGUGAAGAAAAUGUCAGCGAGGCCUCUCUUUGGUGCCAUGCUCUUUGCCUUCGCAGCCGGUGCUUUGUUGGCCUGCGCCUUCUUCUUGCUCCUCUUUGAAGCCACUCACCUGGUGGCAGUGGGAUGGAGUGCUGAGGUUGAUGUGGUUUGGCGCUGGGGGACCAUGAUCUUGGCCGGCCUGGUCUUGCCACCUGUGGUGGAGACGAUUUGCAGUAUCAUCAUGCUGGCGGUCAAGGGUGGGUCUGCGGCCUCCCCCUCUGGUGAGGAGUCUUCUGUUGAGGCGGGAAAGGCAGAGACAGAGGAUCCAGUCGCCAAGUUUAGGGCCACAGCUCGGCUUGUAGGAGCCGUUGUCAUUGGAGACUUCUUCCACAACCUUUGUGACGGUUUUUUCAUUGGCGCAGCCUUCAAAGGCUGCGGAAACUCCUUUGGCUGGAGCGUGAUUGUCGGCACCAUUCUGCAUGAACUACCCCAGGAGGUAGCUGAUUUUGUGAUCUUAACGGGCCCAGAUGUUGCUUUGGGCAUCGCAAAGGCUUUGGCUGCAAAUUUCAUCAGUGGUACCAGCGUGCUCAUCGGAACUGCCAUAGUGCUUUCUGCACAAGUUGAUGACGCUACCAUUGGUUUGAUCCUAGCCUUUGGCGGCGGUGUGUACCUGCACCUGGGUGCCACAGAUUGCCUGCCCAAACUGUAUGACCCCAAGCUGGGCUUCGGGCAGCGUCUGGCAGCUUUUGCGGCUUUUGUGCUGGGAGCCAUUGUGAUCGGCUUGAUACUGAUUGGCCACGAGCACUGCGUCCCUGAAGGAGGCGAGGGUCAUGGAGGCCAUGGUGGGGGACACGGUGACGCACAUGGUGGUGGUCAUUAAGGGGCAAAAUUGCCAACGCCCGGCUGGGCAUUGAGGGGUAAGAUUCGCAAGGCCCUGCUGGGCAUUGAGGGGUAGCAUUUCGUCCUGCUGAGCAGGCUCUUCCACCAUUUUUGCACCUUGUUUUUGCAGUGGGAAGCUAUAUGGAGAUGGGUCGAACAGACCCAUACUUGUACAGACGGCCCUUAGCUUUCAUAUCCCGGCAGGUUUGAUUCAGGAAUUGCAUGGAAUUGCUGCAUCGUUUUCUUCAUGAUAUGCAAGCGCAAGGGCAACGUAGACCCUCCACGAUUGGAUAUCUACCGCAGUUGUGAAGUCUUCCCUCAGCUGAACUGAUACCGUUCUGCUGGCCUUCAAAAGUUGGCAACGCAGGUGACUCAGUGGGAAUGGUUACACAAGGACUGUGGAACCCCAAGUUCC